Messenger RNA from Raphanus sativus (radish), 851 nucleotides. RefSeq names its product heat stress transcription factor B-3. Bases 123 to 839 code for a protein of 238 amino acids. Gene Ontology annotation, molecular function: DNA-binding transcription factor activity; RNA polymerase II cis-regulatory region sequence-specific DNA binding. The transcript has 2 exons. NCBI's taxonomy places the organism in Eukaryota, Viridiplantae, Streptophyta, Magnoliopsida, Brassicales, Brassicaceae. Gene Ontology annotation, cellular component: nucleus. The record is from RefSeq and is a predicted model, not a curated record. Gene Ontology annotation, biological process: regulation of transcription by RNA polymerase II.
UCUCAACCACUUUAUUAAACUAAUUAACGUCUCUUUCUCCCUCGAUAGAGUCGUGAUACGUCUCUCUAGAUGAUUAAGAUCUUCUCCUGAUUGUUCUCUUCAAGAAAUAAUACUCCUCGCUUAUGGAAGAUGAUCAUUUACGGUGUAACGACAACACCAACGAGGAGGAGCGUUUGCCAUUGGAGUUUAUGAGCGGAAAACAAACAUACACGGCGGAGUUACAGCCGCAGCAACCGCCGCCAUUCUUGGUGAAGACAUACAAGGUGGUUGAGGAUCCGACAACGAACGAGGUUAUAUCUUGGAACGAAGAUGGAACUGGAUUCAUCGUGUGGCAGCCAGCAGAGUUCGCAAGAGAUCUCUUACCAACACUUUUCAAGCAUUGCAACUUCUCUAGUUUCGUUCGGCAGCUCAAUACUUACGGGUUUCGGAAAGUGUCGACGACAAGAUGGGAGUUUAGUAAUGAGAUGUUUCGAAAAGGUCAAAGAGAGCUUAUGUGCAAUAUCCGAAGAAGGAAGAGUUGUCCACACUCGCACUCACAUAACAAGUCUCAUCAGGUUGUACCAACAACAACGAGGGAGAAGCAAGAAGAUCAUCACCUUGAGGAUCAACGCUCUUCAUCUACUUCCUCCUCUUCUGUAUACUCUGCUUUACUCGACGAAAACAAGUGCUUGAAGAAUGAAAAUGAGUUCCUGAGCUCAGAACUAGGGAAGACCAAGAAGAAAUGCAAACAACUUAUGGAGUUGGUGGAGAGGUACAGAGGAGAAGACGAAGAAGGAGAAACCGAUGAUGAUGACAGCGAUGAUCAAGGGCUUAAGUUGUUUGGAGUAAAACUGGAGUAAAAGAUAUGGUUU